Molecule: messenger RNA, 2991 nt
Organism: Priceomyces carsonii
Lineage: Eukaryota; Fungi; Ascomycota; Pichiomycetes; Serinales; Debaryomycetaceae
Exons: 1
Coding region: 1-2991 (996 amino acids)
Biological process (GO): calcium ion transmembrane transport; intracellular calcium ion homeostasis
Cellular component (GO): membrane; endomembrane system
Molecular function (GO): calcium:proton antiporter activity
Source: RefSeq, a predicted model, not a curated record
AUGACCAAUUCACUGCUGGAUGGGCUACUGAAUGUUCCGAAUAAUCCCAAGCAAUCACCUCGACCCAAGCUACUCCUUGGAUCCCAAAAUGAUGAGUCAAAAAAUAGCACUUCUUCCCUUCCUUCACCGCUGACUAAAGCAUCAAGUAAAAUGAAAAAGCACGGUAGUAAGCCACAUAUAAAGAGAUUAGCAUCAGGUGGUAAGUAUGUUUUUUCUGUAGAUGACGCUAUAAGUGAUGUUGAGUCUGGUGAAGAGGCAGAGCUCAAAAGGAAGGAACAAUAUUUAGAGGGAUAUAACGAUGCCUUAAAGGCAUUAACUCAAAAGAAAUCGAAGAGUAGUUCAAUUCUUCCAGCUAUAUAUUCUGAGGCAAUAGAGGAUGGCAAAGAUAAUAAUAAGCUUGAUUCUGGACAAGAUCUAUUAAAUAAAACAACAAGCAUUGAAACAAAUAUUUCUAAUAAUUUGCGUGUUACGGAAGAAGCUCUAGGGAGCUUGGAUGCAAUUGAAAGUAAUCCGACGAUACCUGAACAGGAUGAGGAAUAUGAAGACUAUAGAAACAAGGACAAUAAUGACUCCGGUUCAGUACGCUCUUCCCUGUCUAGUGAAACAAUUGAGUCUUUGAAUUUGCGAGAAAGGCAAGAUGCUAUUAAUUCAACACAUCCUUUUGGUAUAAAGAUUUGGAAACCAUCGCUUUAUAAGAAAAAAAGAUCCGUUGCAUCGAAGGCAGACGCAGAUAUUCAUGACUUUUACUCGCGUAGACCCACGGGUAUAUUUUGGACCACUUCUUUUUUUAAUGCUAUUUGGACCUUGACCGUUGGAGUUAUUCUUUGUACCUUUUGUACAUUAGGAGCUAUCUUUGUAUUUUUGUGCUCUGGUUUUGCUAUUAACAAGUAUCUGAGAGCCUACGUUAAACUCUUGUUAAAGCUUGGCUACUACUGGUUAUAUCCAUUUGGACGUUUCAUUCUUUUGAACAAAGAUUCUAACUACUUGGAAGAAGAUCAAUUAGAUGGUAGGUCAAUAUCAGAAUUUCAUAAAUGGAGAUCUCAAGAUGAAGGAAGGUUAUUUUUUGCCCCACCAAGGAGAUACACUAAUGCUGAUGAGUCAAGGCCGCUUCUUAAAGAUCACAAAGGUAGGCCACUUAGAGAAGCUUAUCCCUCAUUAGAUGAAUUUUGCACGGAUGAUGCUGAUUUCUCUAGUACAAAAUUUAGGUUAUUUGGCAGAGGAAGCUGGUCUUCAGGACGUUUCAUAUUUUAUAUUUACUUCUACGGAAUCUUGCAGCCUGUGAUUUAUAUCGUUGGAUUAAUUUGCUGGCUAAUAGUGUUUACUAUUCCAAUGGCUAAGAUUUCAAGCAUUUUAUGUGACCAUUUGAGACGUCAUCCAUUAGCAAUAGACUUUGAGUCAGAAAAAGAAUACUAUAAAGGAAACAGAAGAAGAAAACACCAACUGAUUCUUUUAUGUACUUACAGAUGUGUUGGGCUUCAUUACUAUAAGUAUACAAUUGAUGGAACUAACAUAUUUUUUAUCAACUUGUUAACUGCAGUUUUCUUUGUUAUUUUGGAUUAUUAUUUGUUGAAAGAAAAGCUUGAGUGGUCUACUUGGUUCACGGAUGCCUCCUUCUUAUUUUGUGCUUGUUUAUUUUCAAUCAUACCUUUAGCUUAUUUCAUAGGACAAGCAGUUGCGUCAAUUUCAGCGCAGUCAUCAAUGGGAGUUGGUGCCGUUAUUAAUGCAUUCUUUUCCACUGUUGUUGAAAUUUUUUUGUAUUGCGUGGCCUUAAAUCAAGGAAAGGGUAAAUUAGUAGAGGGCUCAAUGAUAGGAUCAAUUUUAGGAGGUGUGUUAUUACUUCCAGGACUUUCGAUGGUAGGGGGUGCUUACCGACGUAAGACUCAGCGAUACAAUCCAAGAUCAGCUGGCGUGUCAUCUACCAUGCUUCUAUUUGCAAUGGUAAUAAUGUUUGCUCCGUCAUUGUUCUAUCAAAUAUAUGGAUCAUAUGAAAUGAAAUGCAAGUCCUGCGAUUUUACGGUGGAUAAUGAUGACUGUACACAAUGUCGCUUUACUCAACCAAAAUUCACAUUGGAUGAACUAUAUUAUAAAAUUAUUAAGCCGUUUUCAAUUAUCGUUGCGAUUGCUUUAUUCCUAGCCUACAUUUGUGGCCUAUUUUUCACCUUAAGGACACAUGCAUCUUUGAUAUGGGCCACUGCGUCGCACGAGGGAGUGAAGAAAGAGGAACAGUUGCGCUCUCCAAGUAUCAUAAGUUUGGAUAAUCAGCAGCUCCAAAGAGAGGGUAAUUCAUUACUGACUUCAGUGCAGCCUGACAUCAGGGCAUCUUCCUCAAAGCUUGGUCAAACAACGCCUGGUAAUGAUACACCGAAGAUCCACUCAACCAAGGACAGAGCCCCUAUCACUAGACGCUCAAGCACUAUGGAUAAUGAAGACCAAGGAGGAGGGCAUGAUGCUCCUAACUGGUCGAGAAACAAGUCAAUUGUCAUUUUACUUGGUGCGACACUUUUGUACGCCAUAAUCGCAGAAAUUUUGGUUGACAACGUUGAUUCAGUUCUUUCAAUUUUUCCCAUUGAUCCAAAAUUUUUAGGUCUCACGGUAUUUGCAUUGGUCCCUAAUACAACUGAAUUCGUUAAUGCCAUUUCCUUCGCCAUAGGAGGGAAUGUUGCCUUGUCUAUGGAAAUUGGUAGUGCCUACGCAUUACAAGUCGUUUUAAUUCAAAUUCCAAGCUUGGUAGUUUACACCAUCUUUAAGGGAUAUACUAAAGUUGAUAAUAUGUUUGCCUUAGUUUUUCCCAGAUGGGAUAUCAUUGCAGCUUUAAUAUCUAUUUACUUAUUCACUUACAUCUAUGCGGAGGGAAAAUCUAAUUAUUUUAAGGGCGCGAUAUUGAUCUUGAUAUAUAUUGUUGUGUUAGUCGGUUUCUGGCUCAAUCACAAGAUUGAAUUUCUCGAUGAUGGUUAUGGCAGUGGCCCAUUGUUCUUUUCGAACCUUGUUUAA